AUGUCGCGCUCCGGCAACAACCGGCACAGCCCGGGCGGCGUGCGCCGCGGGCCGGAUCCCUCCGGACUCGACCUGGCCCCGCAGGGUGUCCACCAGGGGCUGGAUCCCAGAUUCAGGUCAAACACUUUCCCGCUGGUGGGGGACGGGGCCCACGGCGGCAUGGCGCACAUGUUCGGCAACAUGCAGGGUGGCCAGCACACCUGUCACUGGGCACCAUCCUCCAUGGGUGAAGAGGGUGCCACGAGCCAUGCCACAUCCCAAACCCAUGGCAUUCCUAAUCUUAAUUCUGGCACAGCUGGAAAGCCAGCCAGGAAUAGGGAGACUGAGUGGGAGAGGGGAACGGCGGGCGAUGCACCACAUCGAAGAAUCUCCACUUCAGAACGGCGGAGGAGGAAGCGCAUCCCUACGCUGCUGCGCAAGUUGAGCUCGACAGAGCCGAGUUCACCCUGCCGGCCCCAUCGGCCCAGCUUCCGUGUGCAGCCCAUUCAUGAUGAAGCCACUUUUGCCAGCUGUGAGCUCAAUGGUCCAUCGCGUGCCACCAGCACAUCGCCAUCCGGCGCCUUUUUUGACCACAACUGGUCCGAGUCGACAAGUCCCAGCACGAGCUGCACAGGCUGCCUGCAGGGGACGAUGUUUAGCGGGGCUUUGGACGUUGGUGGUGAGGAAGUUGGAAGGAGGGAAGAAGGAGGUGGAAGGGGAGAGGAAGGUGGCGACAUCCAGAGGGUGGACUCCCUGAGCGACGUUGGGAAUCUGUCCCAGGAGGUGACUGAUGCGGCUGCCCAGGAGGUUGUGGGGAAGAAACAAUUAGUCAUUGACACUUCCAAGAAGUCGACAUCGCCAUUCAUGAGACUCGAAGAUUUCGAUGGACCCAUGCCUGGAGGCGGCAAGAGCACGGAGGGUGGCAG
Molecule: messenger RNA, 905 nt
Organism: Ostreobium quekettii
Lineage: Eukaryota; Viridiplantae; Chlorophyta; Ulvophyceae; Bryopsidales; Ostreobiaceae
Source: the annotation of a GenBank genome assembly